Messenger RNA from Cooperia oncophora, 504 nucleotides. NCBI's taxonomy places the organism in Eukaryota, Metazoa, Nematoda, Chromadorea, Rhabditida, Trichostrongylidae. The record is from the annotation of a GenBank genome assembly.
AUGUCAAGUCCUUCAGACACGUACAAUGCCACCACUCAAGGCUCUACGAAGACCCUCGAUGACCAUAAAGCAUCGAAGGCAGCAGAAAGUGCCAAUAAAGCAGCAAAAGCAGCGGAAGGACCAGAAAAGGGUUUAGCGCGAUCAUUGACGUUGACAAAUGGUGUGACAAUGAUCGUUGGUUGUAUUAUUGGAUCGGGAAUAUUCGUAAGUCCUACAGGAGUUCAAGAAGGAGCUGGUUCUGUGGGAUCAUCUAUAAUCAUUUGGAUUUUAUGUGGAGUUUGGUGUGUACAAUUGGAGCAUAUUGUUAAUGCAGAGUUAGGAACGAUGAUAACAAAAUCUGGUCGGCGAUUACGCGUAUUUGAUGGACGCCUUCGGACCUUUUGUCGCAUUUCUUCGUUGGCUUGUAGAGGAACUUCUGCCCAAGGAAGGGCCGGCCGUGAAAUAACCCACCCAAUUGCUCCCCUUUACGACAAAUUCUGCGGGUUUCCUGGCGAAGAGCUGUGA